AGCAAAAAGUAAGGGGCGGAACAAAAGGUUUUUCAUUGGUUAAAGGUACUUUUCCGGUUAAAUGCUGCCAAUCAGCAGUAACGAAAUGCAUAAACAGUUGCAGACGUAAUUUCCUUUAGUUUAGACAGCAGAAUGGCGACGGUAAGAUGUGUUGCUGUUAACAGACACGUGUUUUACGAUAGUUCAGUUUUGUUAUUUGGUCAAGUCAUCAAUUGUCAUUCGUAACUCUAAUAAUUACUUUACGUAAUUUGUGGUUGAUAGAGACACGUUACGGUGAGAAGCGAAGAUGACGGGGAUGACUGCAUUUCUAUUGAACAGUACCAAAGUGGUAGUUUGUAUAGGUGUCCCUUUUGUGCAGAUGUUUUGAGACCUGUUCAUAUGAUUUAUAGUCAUCUGCAGAGUCACAAAAUUCGAGCAAUUCAUCACGACCAUUUCAUAAUUUAUGACUGUCACUUGGAUUGCCGAAAAAAUAAGCACUAUCACUGCUGCUACUGUUCCAAAACGGUUAUAAACAAGUCCGAUUUCAUCAAGCACAUACAUUUUUGUAAAUAUUCUUCUACUCAUUGCACCAAGACAGCUCGACAACAAACUCCUCUUGCUACUCUAAACCAUGAGACUGCACCUCCACUUAACACUCUAAACAGUGAGACGGCACUUCCAGCUAGUGCUGUAAACCAUGAGACGGCACCUCCACCUAGCACUCCAAAGAGUGAGACGGCACCUCCACCUAGCACUGUAAACCGGCCGAUGGCACCUCCACCCAGCACUCCAAACAUUGAGACGGCACCUCCACCUAGCACUGUAAACCGGCCGAUGGCACCUCCACCCAGCACUCCAAACAUUGAGACGGCACCUCCACCUAGCACUGUAAACCGGCCGAUGGCACCUCCACCCAGCACUCCAAACAUUGAGACGGCACCUCCACCUAGCACUGUAAACCGGCCGAUGGCACCUCCACCCAGCACUCCAAACAUUGAGACGGCACCUCCACCUAGCACUGUAAACCGGCCGAUGGCACCUCCACCCAGCACUCCAAACAUUGAGACGGCACCUCCACCUAGCACUGUAAACCGGCCGAUGGCACCUCCACCCAGCACUCCAAACAUUGAGACGGCACCUCCACCUAGCACUGUAAACCGGCCGAUGGCACCUCCACCUAGCACUCCAAACAGGCAGAUGGCACCUCCUCCAAACAGGCAAACGGUACAUCCUACUAUCACUCCAAACCAAGAGACCGCCAAGGUGACAGUUGUUCAAAGAAAGCAGGAGCAAAGGGUGAAUUGUCCACACUGCAAUAUUUGUAUUUUAAAGAAAAAUCUUAAAAAACACACCCAAAGAGCUCAUUCAAAUAUUGAGCAUGACGUCACUGCACUGUCUUGUCUUCGAAGCCUGUGCAUUGAUGAAAAAAAUGGUGUGUUCGCCGUUUCAAAAUCUUCAAAAGGCCCUUGCAUUCCUGUCCAUGUAAUUAAAAAGACAUGGGGCAGUUCGCAUAAGGUGACUUGCGAUGUUGACAUCUGUAAUGCGCUAAUUGAUUUUAAAAGGAGAUCUGGUAUGCGAUCCUGUGAGUGUACCCACUUAAAAUCAGUUAAUUAUUGCAGAUCAGAUGCUUCAAAAGUUUCCUUACAGGAAGAGGUUUUGCAAGAAAUGGUCACCCAGAGAUGGUUUGCAGAGGAUCGCAAGAAACAGUGUAUAAAUUUGCAAAAAAAAGCAGAGGAAGAAGAUACAUGUCUUGCAUCUUAUGUUGACAUUGGAAGUGCAUCUCAUAUGCAUUACAUCUCCGUAUUUGAGCCAAAAGUUUCGUUUUAUAACCGUUUGGGCAGAAUUAUGGUUCUUUAUAAUGCCAAAAAUAACACAUGGCAUUGCCCUUGCAGUAGACCGAGGCACUCCUGCAUACACAAGGCAGUGUCCAAGUGGUUGCUUUUUCAAACAAAGCGAAAUAUGUUCAGAAAAGUGAAGAGCACUGAGGAGGACUUGGCCACAAAGUCUUUAUUGCCAGCAGAUCCUGAUCAUACUUUGGCAAAAGAUGAUUCUAAGAGCACUGUGUACCCUCCAACAAAUGAUGAUCUCAAGAAAAUGGUGCAAUACAUUUUCACCAUAAAAACGAUACCAUCUUCCCUUCCUUCAUCAACAACAAGUUUUUGUGAAAAGGAGUUCCCAAAAGUACUUGUUCCAGAUGAAAUGCUCUGCUCAAUGUGUUCAGAAAAAGUACCACUCAGUGACCCUUUGCUCAUCUCCAAGAAAGCCAAAAUUGUCACAACAAUUGGAAUAAUCGAAGAUGUUGAAACGUAUUGCAAGAAAUGCCCAGUGUGUGGCCUUUCAUAUCGCUACCAAGAAUGGAACUCUGGUCUGCAUAACUAUGAUGACCACAUCAUACUAAGUGUGAAAUUUUGUCUGCUGCUUAGAAGUUUCCUACAGUCUCACACUGCAGUUGAACGAGUCUGUAAAGCUCUUUCUGUAUCUACUGGAAUGCAUUAUCCAAGCAGCAAAACUGUGCUUUGUGCUUAUCUGCACUUUGAAGCCUUGACUGACCACAAUUAUCAGUUUUCCUGCUUAAAGUGUGGAUUCCAUCCAUCUGUUGUUAUCAUGGAUGCACAUCGAAAAGGAGUUUUUAGUAUGCCAGUAAGUGAAACUGAAAAACCGCCUGCAAACUUUAAUGGACAUGUAGAUGUGGAGGCGUUUUGGAAUUCCCUGAGAUUGGAAAUUAUUGCAAGAGGUCUUGUGCCAUGUGGGAACCACAAUCCAUUUGCUGUUAAACCAAAUUUUCACCUUUGGGCACCUUGGAUUGGAGUUAACACCAGGAAGUCUGGAACUGUUUUGAAUACUGAAUGGGAAAAAGUUCACCCAUCAACCUCUAAUCCAGUAUCUGAACUUCCAGUUUCUGAGGAGAGGCUAAUUGAUGAGCUGAUGAAACUGAAGGUAACCUUUUCUGACAACUUCUAAUAUUGUGAUAGUACUAACUGCAUUCUCAAUU
Messenger RNA from Danio rerio (zebrafish), 2971 nucleotides. Lineage: Eukaryota; Metazoa; Chordata; Actinopteri; Cypriniformes; Danionidae. The record is from RefSeq and is a predicted model, not a curated record.